UACCUACCCCUAUUCGACGAUAGCGGCGGCGGUCGAAGCAGCAACGCGCUGGCGCUGCCGCCGCAAGUUCCAAAAUGGACGUGGCGGUCGCGCCCGCCUCGGGCGCCGACGCGCCACCGCCCCUGAUGGCCACCUACAGCAACACCACUGGCUUCAGUCCCCCGUCGGAUGGCGAUCUCGACCUGCAGUGGGACCAGACAUACUUGCGCAUUAAUUACAUUGUCCGUAACCUGGCCGGCCCCGUGCCCCUACAGCUUCACCACCGUCAUAGCUACCAGCAUCUCUACCCUGGUCCUGCCACCCACGACGGCGCCAUGUCGGACACGUCUUCCGAGAGGCGGAGGCGACUCGAGGCCCGGGACCCCGCGCCUGCGACUGUGGUCGCAGGAGCCGGCCACCAGCCCACGGCCGGCCUCGUGGGCGACUCGCCCACCCUGGGAUACCCCACGGACGACCCUGGCGCAGCAGCCGGUGGCCACGCUGCGGGCCGCCCGACAGCAUCUGUGCGCAGGUGGCCUAGCCUGGCCCCCGAGCGCGCCGCCGAAAUGAGCACCCGCGUCUCUGUCUGGACCGAGGAGGUGUCGGCCCAAGGGGAGGAGGCUUACUGUGCGUGCUCGGCCCCCUGGGCUGCUGCCCGCCUCCGCCCGCCCCCGGAGGGCGCCGACGACGAGGGCUGCUCGAGCGCGACGGCUAGAGGCUUGCUGCCCGCCGCCCUCGUGGCUGGCUCCGCCGGCGGCUCUUCGGCGCUGGCAUCCCCCGCCGCCAACACGACCGGCCCGGUGACGGGGUCGUGCAAGAUAUGCGGGCGGCCGCUGGAUCCCACGGGCAACGCGGCUGCGGGCGGCCAGAGCGACAGCAGCUGCUCCCGCGGCAGCCACGCCCAGGCUUCUCAAGGCUGCCCCGACGAUGACACCGGCCGAGGCGAGAACGGCGACGGCGGCGGCACCAAGAAGACAAAGUCGCGGGUGCAUAACCUUCUGCAUCGCUUCAAGCGACUGGGCCGAAACCAGCGCGAUCUUCAAGACUUGAUCAACGAGAAGAACGGCGCCGGUAGCAGCAAUAACGACGGCAAUAAUGACGACAGCGGCGAAACCAAGGCUAUCGGCGGCGACGGGUCUGCGGCUCCUUCGGGCCAGGGUCGAGACCAACAGCCGCUCGCUGCAGCGGCAACAACAGCAGCACUAGCCGGCUCAAGCGGCACGCUUAUGUAUCGUACCAAAGCCCCAGGAAACGGCAGCCCAACAGCCACGCCUCAGCAACCCCAGAAUCAGCAGCCGGGCGCCCGGGCACCGGCAGGUCAAGGCCGCCGCAACACAUCCGCUUUUGGGCCGGUGGCCGAAUCUUCCGGAAGUAGUACAGCGGACAGCAGCCGCCGCCGCCGCACGCGCGAUUCGGCCGCCCGUCUCGAGAGAGCCCGCCUGCAGUUGGAGCGCCUCAACGGCCAUCCUCUCCCGCACCCACCCCCGCCGACGGCGCCACCCUCAAACCCUCCUCCGGCCCCGCCGUCCAGGGGCUCGAAGGGGAAAUGACCAAAUGGGCACGGCGAGGAGUUACGGAAGAGGAACGCGGGGAAGCCGAGCAUAUCCCCUGUCCGCUCCCGUUUUGUUUACUCUCUCUCUUGUACAAAGUUGGCACUUCUGAUCCCUAGCCGGACAGUAUUGUUUCUGCUUGUUCUGCCCUGUCGCUCUAUUUCUCUCUUUUCGGUUCCCAGACAACAUUUCUGCUUUGAUGCAUACAUAUACCCUCGGCCGCCGCUGGCUUCGCUUGGCUUUUCUUCAACGAGCGUGGUUCUCGUAUCUUUCCUCAUCAUGCUUUUUUUCUUUCUUUGCUUUUCGUUCCGACCGGUUUUGGUUAUACCUUUUCCUUCUGGAUUUCCGCAUCAGCAUUCGAUACCACGCACGGGGGAAACGGACUUUACGAGAGGUUCUCGGUUUCGGAUGUAGAUGGGUUAGCGGUAGACUAUUGCCCACACUUGGGUAAGCACGAGGAGAUGGCGCACACAAGGUUGCGAGCAACGCAAGAUACCACUUCGUUUUCCACUUUCUUCUCAAGAGCGUCGUAUAGCAUGCCAACCAGGCACGGGAAGUCCGUCUCUUCACCGGGUCGUUCGCCGGGUGUUAUCAUACAGCGCCAACAAAUACACUAGAGCUACAGUCUUUGAAAUGCCGUCUUCUCAGCAUCUUCCGGAUAAGCCCAUGUUA
Molecule: messenger RNA, 2201 nt
Organism: Gaeumannomyces tritici R3-111a-1
Lineage: Eukaryota; Fungi; Ascomycota; Sordariomycetes; Magnaporthales; Magnaporthaceae
Exons: 1
Coding region: 75-1529 (484 amino acids)
Source: RefSeq, a predicted model, not a curated record